Colletotrichum truncatum is the source of this 2718-nucleotide messenger RNA. RefSeq names its product Minor extracellular protease vpr 2. Gene Ontology annotation, biological process: proteolysis. Gene Ontology annotation, molecular function: serine-type endopeptidase activity. Lineage: Eukaryota; Fungi; Ascomycota; Sordariomycetes; Glomerellales; Glomerellaceae. The record is from RefSeq and is a predicted model, not a curated record. Gene Ontology annotation, cellular component: membrane; cell wall.
AUGCGUCUCAGUCCUCUCCUCUGGGCAGUUGCCCUUGGUGUAGUUAAAGCCAAUUCCCUACAUCGCCAUCGAGGAACAGAUGACUCCCAAAACUCCACCGUGAGCGGGACCAAGAAGUUUAUCAUUGAAGCCGAGCCCGGUGUUGCUCUUACAGACUUGUCUCGGAAGAUCGAGGCUACCGGAGCGAAGAUUCUAAAGUCGUUUAACAGCGAAAUCUUCUCUGGGUUGAGUAUAGAAUCCGAAGAUGACAACCUUGACACGUUGCAGACCGUUCAAGAGGUUGCUCAAGCGUGGCCAGUAAAGACAUACAGGCUUUCACCUGUUACGCCACAGGCCUCUUUUAGUGACGAUGCCACUGCGCAGAACUGGUCCAUUCAUUAUUCCACAGGGGUUGACAAAGUCCAUCAAUCUGGGGUCUUUGGGAAAGGUGUAAAGGUUGCAGUAAUUGACUCUGGCGUCGAUUAUAAUCAUCCAGCACUCGGCGGAGGAUUUGGCCCUGGGUUCAAAGUAUCAGGCGGAUAUGACCUCGUUGGUCAAGAAUACGACGGAUCCAACGACAAAAUCCCUGAUGAAGACCCUCUUGAUGCGUUAGGUCAUGGUACCCAUGUGGCAGGAAUUAUCGCUGGUAAAAGUGAUUUCUACGCUGGUGUUGCUCCAGAGGCAGAAAUUCUCGCCUUCAAGGUCUUUGGUGCAGUCGACGGCACUGACGAAGAUACCCUGAUUGAUGCAACCAUCAUGGCCUAUGAAUCUGGAGCAGAUAUCAUUACAGCGAGUAUUGGUCGUGCAGCUGGUUUCUCCGAUGGUCCUUGGGCAACAGUAGCCUCCAGAAUUGUCGAGCAAGGCGUUGUAGUCACCAUAGCCGCCGGUAACGACGGAGAUGAAGGGCCAUUCUACGCCAGCAGUGGUUCAUCUGGCAAGGAAGUUUUGGCAGUGGCCUCAGUCGACACAAGUCGGGUUCCUUCUAAGCCGUGGCACGCAACAUUUAAUCUUGACGGCAAAUCGAAUAGGACGCAGCUUGCGUAUAUUCCACCCGUCAACAGACCUGCGUGGAACGUCAGUGGCCUACCGAUUGUGCCUCUCUCCUUCGACACAAAGAUUACAGGUGAAGCAUGCAGCCCGCUUCCUGACACGACGCCAGAUCUCUCCAAUGUGAUAGUUUUGAUUCGGCGAGGAUCAUGCACCCCUUACGUCAAACAAACGAAUGUCGAAAAGUUCGGCGCACAAUAUGUGUUGUUCUACAAUGACGACUACCGUCCAUUCGAAUUGGUGGCUAACUCCGCCUACAAGUCGCAAAUGGCCCUAAUCGACGCAAAAGCUGGUGCAGCAAUCAUUGAAACGAUCAAAGCUGGCGGGAAUGUGACGGCGGAUUUCACGAAUCCUGAUGAUCCCAACUGGGCGGUUGGGUUCUUCGAUGCGGCUGGUGGUAUUCCUUCGCAGUAUUCAAGCUGGGGAGGAACCUAUGAGCUUGAAAUCAAACCCGACAUUGCCGCGCCGGGGGCCAAUAUCUACAGCACAUAUCUCGGUAAGACUUGGAAAGUCCUUAGCGGUACGUCCAUGGCGACACCUUAUGUUGCUGGAGUGGCGGCGCUCUAUAUAAGCAAACAUGGUGGACGAUCUGUGCAUGGCAAAGGAUUUGCCAAAGAGCUAUCCAAGCGUAUUAUCUCCAGUGGCGAAUCCCUCCCUUGGCAAGUGAUUGAACCUCAAGCCUUGCCGGUCGAUUUUGGAUAUUUUGCCCCUGUGACACAAGUGGGAAACGGACUUAUCAACGCCACAAAGUUAUUGGAGUCCACAACCUUUCUAUCAUUUGACAAAAUCGCUCUGAAUGACACCGGGUCAUUCAGUCGAUAUCAUAAGGUCAACAUCACCAAUAGUGGCGAUCAACCGGUAACUUAUAGCUUCUCAUUGCAGCCUGCAGGAGGCUUCAACGCGCAGGGACGCACGCCCCGGCUACUUGCGGACGUUCUUGACAUUAAGCCUAUCGGCCUUGUCCCGGAAGUCGGGUUUCCUUCUGGGACUUUCAAAGUCAAUCCUGGGGAAACCAAGCAGGCACAAUUCAACUUCAUGUUUCCCAAAGUUGAUGAUGAAUCCAAGUUGCCGAUCUACAGCGGUAAAGUUCUUAUCAGUAGCAGCAAAGAUGAAACUCUCUCCAUUCCAUACUUAGGGGCGGCAUUUAACUUAAAGGUUCAAAUGAGGGGCAAGAUGUUCCCUGACGGAUACCCAAUACAAAGAUCCGGUCCCAACGGCCAGGAUAUCAAAACAUAUCACACUUAUGGUUUCAAUACCAGCCGAGUCGCUCAAGACUUUCCCAAGGUUUACACCCAGCUCAAAUGGGGAACCAAAGAGCUGCGUUGGGAUAUAUUCGACGCGGAAUAUACAGAAAACCUUUGGAAAUACCCUCCUGUCGUAGGGCAGGAUGGUUACAUUGGUGCAGUUGCCUAUUCUACAUAUUCCGUCAGAGCAACCACCUUUGACCCUGCGACUAUGGACAAAGAGAAAGUGCUGCCAUUCCCGAUUUGGGGAGUGGAGCGAACGACAUCUUGGAGUGAGCUGACUGACCGGUUUUGGUGGUUCGGAAAGAUGGCGAACGGAAGCUACAUUGCUCCAGGAAACUAUACAAUGCGCUUUGCUGCGCUCACACCAUUUAGCAAUCCUGCGCACUCAGACAAUUGGCAUAUCUGGUCAACGCCCCAAGUUACUAUCUUGCCCUAUAGCCCAUGA